This is a messenger RNA of Chelonus insularis, 2895 nucleotides long. Its product is annotated as organic cation transporter protein-like. The record is from RefSeq and is a predicted model, not a curated record. Gene Ontology annotation, molecular function: transmembrane transporter activity. Gene Ontology annotation, cellular component: membrane. NCBI's taxonomy places the organism in Eukaryota, Metazoa, Arthropoda, Insecta, Hymenoptera, Braconidae. The transcript has 8 exons. Gene Ontology annotation, biological process: transmembrane transport. Bases 535 to 2562 code for a protein of 675 amino acids.
UUAAAUGAUAUUGUAUGUAAUAAGAUUAAAUAAUGAAAUUUUAUAACGGAUUUAAAACUUUUUAAUCCUCGUAUGCUUAUUAAAGCAUUAUCAUCUAGUCAAUGUGAAUAAGUUUUAUAAUAAUAAUAAUAAUUGUUAUUAUUAUUGUUAAUGAAUUAAUUUAUGAACUAAGUAAGUGGUAUAUUUAACUUUCAGUAAUACUUGAAAAAACAUUGAAUUCAAUUUUACGGAAAGAGAGAGGGAGAACCUUCUAAUCGGAAUUUAUAACCGACGUCUUACCGAGCCAAACUCAUUCAGUGUUGUUUAAUACCAAGUCAACAUUCGUUUACAUAUUUGAUUAUUCAUGUGAUUCAAGAUUUUCUUCGUCUUCUUCGUUUUAUUUACAUUUAAUUAAUUGAAGUAAAUCUCUGGAUGUUGCCAUGCUAUGCCCAGUUUGAUGAGAGCUUUAAUUGAUUAAAGUACAAACUAUUGAAAUUAACUCAGUUAUCAGUGUUAUUCAAGACCUUACACAAAUAAAAAAUUGAUUUAUUAAUAAUGGUUCAAAACAAUGAUCAAUCACAUUCGCCUAUUGUUAAUACAGAAAAUGAUAAAAGUCAAGAACAAGUUCGAACUUCAGUGGUUGAUUCACAAAAUAAUAAUGUAACAAAGGAUAACCCGAAUUUAAAACAAUCUAAUGAUAUGAAAAAUGAUAACAAUAAAAAUGAAAAAUCAGUAUCUUCAAAAAAUUUCAAUGAACAAAAUAGCAUGGAUUUUGAUGAUUUGCUUCCGUAUGUGGGAGAAUUUGGGAUCUAUCAAAAAAUAUUGUUUAUUCUAAUGAUCCCUUUUGCGUUCUUUGUUGCUUGGGUUUAUUUUACUCAAAUUUUUAUUACAUUGGUACCGGAAAAUUAUUGGUGUAACAUACCAGAAUUAGAGAAUUUAACUGUAGAACAAAGACUUGCUUUAGCUAUACCACCAGCUGGGAAAUAUGAUAAUCCAGGAGCUAUUGGUUACUCUCAGUGCUCGAUGUAUAAUAUCAAUUUCACGAAAAUUUUGAUUAAUUCAAAUACGAUACCUGUAGCAAACUCCUCGUGGCCAAUACAAAAAUGUCUAUACGGAUGGGAAUAUAAUCUCACAGAAACUCCUUAUCAAUCCAUUUCAACCGAGCUUAAUUGGGUGUGUGACGAUGCUGCUCUUCCAGCGAUUGCCCAAAGUAUCUUCUUUAUUGGUGCAAUCUUUGGUGGUUUACUUUUUGGAUGGAUAGCUGAUCGGUAUGGUCGAAUUCCCGCCUUAGUAGGAUCCAACUUGAUGGGUUUUAUUGCUGGAGUUACCACGGCAUUUGCUCAAAAUUACUGGCAAUUUGUUGUGUGUCGUUUCUUUCUUGGAUUCGCAUUUGACAAUUGUUUUACUAUGAUGUAUAUUUUAGUGUUGGAAUACGUUGGGCCAAAGUGGAGGACUUUUGUGGCAAAUAUGUCAAUAGCUUUGUUUUUUACCUUUGCCGCGUGCAUUCUUCCGUGGAUAGCUUAUUAUUUAGGUGACUGGAAAAUGACUACUAUAGCAGUUUCUACUCCUCUUAUACUUUCUCUAGCAACACCUUGGCUAGUACCUGAGAGUGCACGCUGGCUGGUGAGUCAAGGACAUGUUGAUAGGGCUAUUGAUAUUUUAAAAAAAUUUGAAAGAAUAAAUAAAACUCAUGUUCCUGACAGUAUUUACAAGGACUUUAAGGAUAGUUGUAAUCAAGAACGAGAAUCUGAACAACAAAAUAAAUCUUAUUCAGUGAUUCAUCUUUUCAAAUAUUCUCGACUUCGUAAAAUAGUCAUCAUUUUAAUUGUUAUUUGGAUGAUUAUAUCACUAGUAUUUGAUGGUCAUGUUCGUAACGUUGACAAUCUUGGCUUGAAUAUUUUUAUUACAUUCACAAUAGCAUCAGCAACAGAACUCCCAGCAGAUACUUUACUUACACUUCUUCUAGAUCGAUGGGGAAGACGAUGGUUAGCAUUCAGUUCAAUGACCAUUUCUGGUAUCUUCAGUCUUUGGGCAUGUGUUGUUUCAAAUAAUAUUUAUGCUGCUACGUUGGCGAUAAUAGGAAGGUUUUUCAUUAACAUUUCAUACAAUAUUGGUCUUCAGUAUGCUGCUGAAUUGAUACCGACUGUUGUCAGAGCCCAAGGAAUGUCUCUGAUACAUAUAAUGGGCUACAUUUCCAGUAUUAUUUCACCUUUUAUUGUUUAUCUGGCUGUGGUAUCACCUAUAUUACCUUUACUACUUCUUGGUAUCUUUGCUGUUGUUGGGGGUAGCUUGGCAUUAUUUCUUCCUGAAACAUUAGAUCAAGAAUUACCUCAGACUCUUCAGGAUGGUGAAGAUUUUGGCAAAAAUCAACGAAUAUGGGAUGUACCGUGCCUAGCUGUCAAGGAUACUGAUGAAAAGAAGGACUCUGAUUUUAUGAAAAUCCAAAGAAGCCAGAGUAUAAGAAGUUCUGGAAGACCAUCAACACGUGGAGAAGUUUUACGAAGUAGCAUGAUUCAACGUGCCAGUAUUAGAUCAAGAAGAAAUUCAUUUAAAACACCUGCCAUUCAAACUGUUCGACUGUAAUACACAAGCUAAUGUUUCAUUUGUCAUGUUAUUAAGUGUUUCAUUCUAUUUCGUUUUAUUAUUUAUUUAUUAUUAUUUUGCAAAGUUACAAACCUGUAUACAUAUGGACAUGAAUACACUAGUGAAGCUUUUAGAUGUAUGUAUUUUAAUGUGUGACAAUGCCGUUAACAUUUUUUCUCUUUUUAAGCGGAUUAACAAUAUGACUUAUUAGGUGAAUUUUACGUUCCCCUACCUAAGUAUUUUGCAUAUCUUCUUAAAUGAUAAUAUAAAAAAUAAUUUUGCCGAAUUAAUACAAGUAUUAUAAGAGUUUAUUAUUAGCAGUCUGAAUACAUA